GUUCUCUCGUCUGUUCCAGGCGUGAAGACACAGAUCGAGGAGAGGAAGAACAGAUGGCGACGACGCCGGCGCCCGGCUGGCGCGCCGCCGCAUCCACUAGCUAGCGCGCCGCCGUCUUCCCCCACGUCGGCCGCCGCUCUUCUUCCCCACCUCGCCGGCGCAGCUUCUCCCACCGCGCCGCCUCUCCUCUCCACCACCCAGUGAACUCCGCCGCCAUGGAAGGCUCUCUCUCUCAUCCUUCCAAUCGAUCUCCUCGACCUGCUAUGCUCAUCCCGUCGAAAAGUUCGAUUCUUUUGCUCCGAUCGUUUCGCUGUAGAUUUGGUUUUGUUUUAUUUGUGUUUUGCUUUUCUUUUGGUCUCUCUUUUUUGUUGGAUCGAUCUUGUCUCCGACGAUGUAAAUUUAUACUUUCGUUCUUCUGAAGUUGGCAAUGUGGAAGAACUAUAUGGAGACCUGAACUGGGGGUUCCCAUCGAUCAAAUCUUAUCAUUUUUUUUGGUUUUUUUAGUUGAGAUUUGGUCAGGGGCAAAACGGUCCGAGAAAAAGUUAUUUUUAUGGAAAAUGUAAGCGAGCGAAACCAGCUUUUAACAGUGGCACAUAUACAAUUCUCCCCUCCGCCCGUGACGGUUUCGGCGACAAAACGAAACCCGCCCCCACCCCCACACCCAAAAUCCGUGUGCGCCGCCCCGCACGGCCGCGCCCCCCGUCCUCGCCCCCGUCGCCGCCUAUAUCACCGACGACCCUGCUUUGCUUUCCUCCUCCUCCUCCUUCUCAGCGCGAGUUAGAUCUCCACAGGAGAGAAUCCCAAUCGGGCCCCUCCUCCGCCCCUCUCCCUCUCCCCCCUCACCGUCGGCCUGCCGGCGACGGUAUAUCGAAUCGAGUGCUGGAGCAGCUCUCCAUGCAGGAAUCGUGAACUGCUGGUCUGUUUUGCUGGACCGAGACGAUUGCUUUGCUUCAUGAUUCUUGCCGAUGCUGACCGUGUUGCAUUGAUUGGACCGGGGCAUGGGAAUCUCUGAAUCUGAAUGAGUGCCUUCCAUUAGAGUGAACAUGGACUCAAGAGUUGGAGUGGUCCUAUUCUUCCUGCUCUUUGUCCUUGUCCGCGAUGUCUCAGCGGUCGCUGAGACAGAGGUUGGCGUUGUGCGCGUCGUGCAGGAAGCGCCUGAUAGGAAGCUUGAGGGCGCAGGCGGGCAGGAUGGGUUCAAGAGCGGGAAGGUGCCGGUGUCUACGGUCGCGUGGUCGACGCUUGCAAUGGCCGCUGCCACCGGUUUGGGUGCUCUGCCAUUCUUUUUCCUGGAGCUAGAGGCCCAGUGGGCGGGACUUUGCAAUGGACUCGCGGCAGGGGUGAUGUUAGCGGCGAGCUUUGAUCUUGUGCAGGAAGGGCAAAUGUAUGGCAGUGGGAGCUGGGUUGUGUUUGGGAUUUUGAGCGGAGGGUUUUUCAUCUGGCUUUGCAAGAAGUUUCUUGAGCAAUAUGGAGAAGUAAGCAUGCUCGAUAUAAAAGGUGCAGAUGCAAGUAAAGUUAUUCUUGUUGUCGGAAUAAUGACACUCCAUUCUUUUGGGGAGGGCUCUGGUGUGGGUGUUUCCUUUGCUGGCUCAAAAGGAUUCUCUCAAGGUCUUUUAGUUACUAUAGCCAUUGCUGUACACAACAUACCUGAAGGCUUAGCUGUAAGCAUGUUGCUAUCAUCCAGGGGUGUAUCCCCACAAAAGGCAAUGAUAUGGAGUAUCAUAACAUCUUUACCACAGCCAAUUGUUGCUGUCCCUGCAUUCCUUUGUGCCGAUGCAUUUCAAAAGGUGCUUCCCUUUUGUACUGGUUUUGCUGCUGGAUGCAUGAUAUGGAUUGUAAUUGCUGAGGUUCUUCCUGAUGCUUUUAAGGAAGCUGCUCCAUCUCAAGUUGCUUCUGCCGGAACGCUUGCUGUUGCUUUCAUGGAAACAUUGGGUACAGUGCUUCAGGGAUUUACUGAUGGCCACAACUCAGAAGAUACAGCAGGCUUUUUGGUAUCACUUGUAUUUGGACUAGGUCCUCUUUUUGGAGGAAUUGUACUUGUUGCAUUCUCUCUUACUUUCAGCAUGCCACACCCUCUUUUGACUGGUGUAGCAUCAGGCAUAGCCUUCCGUCUCGCAGCAUGGAGACCUUUACAACUUCUAAUGUCAUCGAAGAUGGGUCUAUUUACCACCUUAUUCCUCCUAAUUGGAGGUUCUCUCAUUUACCAUGUCGCCACAUCAAACAUCCUUCAGCUAGUUAACCGCAAGAAAUCUUCUGUUAAUGUAAUUACAUCAUCCUCAGGCCUCUCACUUAGUGUCCUCACACUGCAAUCGCUCCUUGCUUGCGGUUCUGUCUUCCUUCACGCAUAUGCUGAAGGUCUUCAACUUGGUGUGGCUGCGCGCAAGGCUUAUGGUCUAGGGCGCUACAUGGUUCUUCCAGUUUCCCUUCAUGGUCUACCACGAGGUGCUGCUGUUGCGAGCUGCAUAUAUGGUGCCACUGAUAGUUGGCGGGCAGCCUUGGCAGCCGCUGCUUUGACCGGCUUUGCAGGGCCAAGCGCUGCCAUCAGUGCAAUCCUCGCGAAGAUUGACUACAGUGGACUAGACUACUGGAUGGUCAUUGCCUGUGGUGCUUUGAUUCCAAGCUUUGGCCGAGUCUUCAAACGCUCGCUAAGGUUGGACAUGCGGAAGAGCAUCUGUGGGCUUUUGAUAGGUUUCGCCUUUGCCUCUGUAUGCCUGAUGUCGACCAGAUUCAUUUGCUUGCACACUCCCUACUGCAACUCAGCUCCAGAAGCAGUCACAUAACCUUUCUUUUCUUUGCUGGUACAGUUGUAGAACAUGUAAUAUCAGUGUAAUGAUGAUACAGGAAUGGAAAAAUUAUUACCGUUCAGGUUGAGGAAUUCCCUUGUAUGAACAAAUCAAAGGGAAAUAGGCAUGGAAUAUAUACCGGUUUAAUUUUUGUCUUUUCA
Molecule: messenger RNA, 2941 nt
Organism: Oryza sativa Japonica Group (Japanese rice)
Lineage: Eukaryota; Viridiplantae; Streptophyta; Magnoliopsida; Poales; Poaceae
Product: putative zinc transporter At3g08650
Biological process (GO): zinc ion transmembrane transport
Cellular component (GO): membrane
Molecular function (GO): zinc ion transmembrane transporter activity
Source: RefSeq, a predicted model, not a curated record